Messenger RNA from Arachis stenosperma, 1701 nucleotides. RefSeq names its product cytochrome P450 71D9-like. The record is from RefSeq and is a predicted model, not a curated record. Lineage: Eukaryota; Viridiplantae; Streptophyta; Magnoliopsida; Fabales; Fabaceae. Gene Ontology annotation, molecular function: heme binding; oxidoreductase activity, acting on paired donors, with incorporation or reduction of molecular oxygen; monooxygenase activity. Bases 101 to 1639 code for a protein of 512 amino acids. The transcript has 2 exons.
ACUAAAUCGGCUAAAACAAGAAGCAAUAAGCAGAAACCAAAGCCUCAGUAAUUUUCAACUCAUCAAACAACAGUUGUUAGUUUUUUAUCUGUGUUGUUCCAUGGAUUCUCUGAUCCUUGACUUGCUAGCUCUUGUCACCUUCAUAGUCUGUAUUGUUUUGGCCCUGAUAAUUGGAAGGAGUCUCAAGAAAAUUGAGUCAACUGCAAACAUACCCCCAGGGCCAUGGAAGCUACCUAUUAUAGGAAACAUACACCAUCUUGUUACAUCCAAACCACAUCGAAGAUUAAGAGAUUUGGCCAAUAUAUAUGGACCAUUGAUGCAACUUCAACUUGGAGAGAUCUCAACCAUUGUUAUCUCUUCACCAGAAUAUGCUAGAGAAGUAAUGAAAACCCAUGAUGUUGUGUUUGCAUCAAGGCCUAAAAUUCUGGCUACAGAAAUAAUGUCUUAUGGUUCAACAAAUAUAGUUUCUGCACCUUAUGGAAAUUAUUGGAGACAGCUGAGGAAGAUUUGCAUGUUGGAGCUUUUCACCCCCAAAAGGGUCAAGUCAUUCCAGCCAAUAAGAGAAGAAGAGCUUACCAAUCUCAUAAAAAGGAUUGCAUCGGCGAAAGGAUCAACUGUCAAUCUCACUGAAGAAGUACUUUCAUCAAUAUAUACAAUCAAUUCCAGGGCUGCAUUUGGCAUGAAGUGUAAAGAUCAAGAAAACUACAUUUCAGUUAUAAAAGAAGCAACAAUGGUUGCUGCAGGUUUUGAUUUAGGAGACUUGUUUCCUUCUUCCAAAUGGCUUCAACUCGUCAGUGGCUUGAGGCCUAAGCUUGAGAGGCUUCAAAGACAAAGUGAUCAAAUCCUUGAAAACAUCAUCAAUGAGCAUAGAGAGGCAAAGUUAAGAGCCAAAGAAGGUGAAAAUGAAUCAGAUCAUGAUCUUGUGGAUGUUCUACUAAAAUUUGAGGGUGGUAAUGCAUCCUGCCAUGAUAUAUGCAUAACCACAGAUAACAUUAAAGCCAUCAUACAGGACAUAUUUGGAGCUGGAGGUGAGACAGCAUCAACUACUAUAGAUUGGGCAAUGGCAGAGAUGAUGAAGGACCCAAGAGUAAUGCAGAAAGCACAGGCCGAGGUGAGAGAGAUAUUCGACAUGAGUGGAAGUGUUGAUGAGACUUACUUGGAUGAACUCAAGUAUUUGAAAUCAGUGGUCAAAGAGACCCUCAGGUUACACCCUCCAGCUCCACUUUUGAUUCCAAGAGAAUGCAGAGAAGCAUGUGAGAUUAAUGGAUAUCACAUAGCUGUGAAAAGUAAGGUGAUUGUGAAUGCUUGGGCAAUUGGAAGAGAUCCAAAGUACUGGAGUGAAGCAGAGAGGUUUUAUCCAGAGAGAUUUAUUGAUAGUAGCAUUGACUACAAAGGAAGCAAUUUUGAAUACAUUCCAUUUGGUGCUGGAAGAAGAAUAUGCCCAGGCAUCACAUUAGGCUUGAUAAAUGUAGAGCUGGCCCUUGCAUAUUUGCUGUAUCACUUUGAUUGGGAGCUUCCUAAUGGAGUGAAAUGUGAGGACUUGAACAUGACUGAGCAAUUUGGAGUUACUGUUAGAAGAAAAGAUGACCUGCAAUUGGUUCCUGUUGCUUCUUGUUAUUUGCAUGAACAACAUAAAUAAGACAACCAGAAGCUAUAGCUUUUGAAAUGAAGCAUUGUCCAUCUCUGAAAUGAAGAGAUUUU